AUGCCUCAAAUUCCACAAUGUAGAUGGAGGCAGCCAGAGCUAUCUGUCGGCUCCCAAUGUGCAUCUCUUGACAUCCUCGGACGCUACAAAUGCUGGCUGGUGAAGGACAAAAGCCCUGCCCAUGUGGUUUGGAAGGCGGUCUCGAAGCCGAUUAUCAGCCUUCUGGACGAUCAAUUCGAGCACUUGGAUGCUGGAGAUUCUGACCUCACAUUUGAAAUGUUUAUGGUGGGACGAAAGCCAACUAGCACUGUGCCCACAAUCAUCUUCAGUUGCGAAAGUAAAACCUGCCGACAGAAGGCAAUGGCGUUGGUGCAGAAAAAGUCCAUUUUGGCCGCUUAUCCAGGUGGCUACAUGGCAGAAUACUCUAGGCUCCCCAAACCUCUUGCCCAGGGAGAAGAUGCCGAAUUGUUGUUCUUACCAGCGGGUGUCUAUCUGAAUGGACCACUUCGGAUUUGCGGCACACCCGUCUUGGUAUCAUUCGGCCCGAAAAAGUCCCCAAGAAAGGCCACAAUCGGAGGCAUCAUUUGCAUCGACGAGACCCUCUACGGGGUCACUGCUGGCCAUGCUUUCACCCAACACAAAGCAAGUAGUUCUAGCGAUGUGUCUGACGAUGAGUUCUCAUUUUUCGGAGGCGGUGAUCCUUUCGAAAGCUCCGAGGACGAAGACGAGUCGGUAGAAUUGACCAGUCAAGCCAGCAUGUCUUCUGGAUCUAGUCAGUCUCCCAGCACAAAUGACUUCGACUUUGGUGGACGUAGACGGAAGUCACUCACAUCCAGCUUGAGCUCGGGAUCAACACAAACUUCAGCAGCAGCAAGAGGCUUGAUAACGCAAAAAGAUCCUGUGUUAGAAAGUAUUCCAGAACGAUACGGAACGCUCUUCGCUUUCUCAGACCCUGACGAGAGGUUGGACUGGGCUCUGGUCAAAGUGGAGAACCCAGCACUUCUUCGGUUUCCUCGACCAGACGAAUAUAUGGCAAACAAUAUGAGAUGUGGCAACAAUCUGAUAUACCCAAACUCGAUUGCACACGGAUCAUUGGAUGCUGAUGUUGUGGUGUGCACAGGAUCUAGUGGGGUUGUGCAAGGAAGGCUUUCAGGAGUCACUGCAUACAAGAGAGCUGCCAGACAGAGAGGAUUUCAACAAUUAUCGACAAUGGUUCUCAGCAUGGGCACUUUCAAUGACGGAGAUUGCGGGUCUUGGGUCUGCGAUCUUAGGACUGGAGCUGUCUACGGCCAUAUUAUAUCGGGGCAUACUGGCACUGGAUCUGCUUACCUUGUUCAAUCCGAGCAUAUUUUCCAGGACAUGGAGACAACUCUCGAGAAGUCUGUCCAAUUGCUCACAAGAAGUCUGGCAGCACGCAACGCCGCACUGGCUCUUUGGGGACACAUUGAUACUGAUAAGCUUCUGACGGCCGGAUCUGAAGCCCAGCAGGUAAUGAAUUCCUCCUUGCCAAUACCAGGCCAUUCGAUACCUGAGCCUGUGCACGCUGAACCUAUGGAAGUGGUGGGGAAGCCGGAUCCGAAUCGAGGGAGAUCUUUGAAAGCCAGACCCGCAUACGUUGAGGAUGUUGACGAAGAAGGAAAUGUGAUUUCAUCUAUGAGGAAAAUCGCGUCCUAUUAUGAGGCUUCUAAACCGAAUGAUCUCCUCUUGAGGACGCGAUCAAAGCGGGAAGACAUCAUCAGCGACUCCGGGUAUUCCUCUGGAAAGCUUACCACUUCCAGAGCCCAAUCAUCCGCAGAUCAAUCAAUGAACCCUACAGUGAGCCUAAUUCCAGCUCGAGCACCUGGAAGAUCGGUCAAACGAGACAGGAAGGAACAUUUCAAGAAAGAUACCAAAGUCAAGCAGCGGAAGUCUUCGCGGCCAGGAGCGCAAAAGACUCAGAAGGGCGAGAGGCCAUUAUCGUCGACACAGUAUUCCACCAUUGAUGUAAACAGUUCUGACACAAGCGGUCGUCAUAUUCCAAGCAACUUUGGAAGUGUGCCACCACGCCCAAUAGGUAACGUUCAGCCACCGUCAAUUCAGACGAGUCACCUUAGGACCAGAGAUACUCUACCACUGAUAUCCCAAUCGAUACCUUUACGUACUCGAGCCAGUCCCACCGUGGCGAGUCGCCCAGUGAGCUACUAUGGUACAGGGCCUAGUGGGUAUCCCUCAGGACUUCCACUUGGGACAGCACCCACGUAUCCUCCCAUGCAAGCUUUUCCAGUCCCACACACUUACCCAGCUCCUUUCUCGUAUUCAUAUCAAACUCCAGGCUAUUAUCCAGAUCAGUACCAACAACUGACGCAGACCCCGAUAACACAUACAGCUGGAGCUCAAUUCCAUGACCCAUUCUCACCACAGUCAAGAUUAUUGAGCACACGAUUUGGACCAGCGCCAACCUCAAGGGAUCAAAGAUCUUUGCACAAUGUCAUCGAUGAUGAGUAUAUUUCUGCGAAUGAAGUCACCGAUUUACAAAACAUGCAUAUCCCUCCACGGGCGAAUUCUGCUAUUGGAACCAGGAAUUUCGGAAUUCCGACUCCCCCGCUAAGAAGGACAGGAAGUCAAGCCGAAAUAGGAGAUCGUCGACCCAUGGCUCCGCCACCACCGCCGCCACCGCCGAGUGGUCGACAAUGGGGGCAAUAUGACAAUUCGUAUACACAACGUCCUCAAGCCAAUAGACGUUCAGUCUCGUAUAACAUUGAUGGACCCUCAGGAUUACGUAUAGAGCCGGCUGCAUCAAGCGGUACAAGACACAGACAACAAAGCUACCAUGGUGGUCAAAUGACAGCGGAUGUUGAAAGCUAUGAUGAGAAGAUACGUAAAGCAGCUACAUACCAGCAAGAUAUGACAGGAGCACCAUUGGCGGCGCUCACAAUCGAUUCUAUGAAAAGACGCCGUGUGCAUCAAGUUCCAGGUAGUCAAGACACUCGAAGUACAAAGAGCAGUGCCGACACUCAGAGUACAAGAAGUAGCCAAAACACAAGAAGUCGGCGUUCAAGCACUAGCAGUGCGAGCAGUGUGACGUCUAGAGAGGAGAGUGGCUAUUACAAGUCAGCUUCCACUCGCACGCGAAAAGACAAGGAACAAGACGAGGAUGUCACUAUCAAGAUUUCUAGAGGGGCGCGCGUCACGGUUGGUGGGACACAGAUUGAUUGCAAUGAUGGAGGAGAGAUUGUGAUUAACAGACUCCGCUCUGUGCUAAACGAAGAUCGGGCGGAGGAUCGCAUGAAUUAUGACUUUCCAAGAACCGAAAGUCUGAGGAGGAGAUUCGAUCGUUCAACCUCAGCGAAUGAGGAUGGGAAGUCCAAUCUAUCGAUGCGCUCAAGUAAUUCAGAUGAAACAGUAAAAGGUAAAGGGAAAGGAAAAGGAACGUUUGAUCCGACGGCGAGCCAGACCACCAAUUUCUCAUCGAAGGACGAUAAUCAAGGAACGGAUUUGAUCUUUAAGAAGAAUGAAAGGGAGAGCAAACGCGGGAUUGAAAUGGCUGUUGCUGAAGCCGCUGCCAGAGAACUUGAUGAAAGGACCAAAAAAGGAUCAAAACUCACGGGCAAGCGAUGUGCAAUGUGUUCUAGUGGUGGGCAGGAUGUUUGGGUCAUUUCUGGCAGGGCUUGUCCUGUUUGUGGAACGCUAUGUUGA
Messenger RNA from Cadophora gregata, 3615 nucleotides. RefSeq lists its product as uncharacterized. The transcript is spliced from 4 exons. NCBI's taxonomy places the organism in Eukaryota, Fungi, Ascomycota, Leotiomycetes, Helotiales, Ploettnerulaceae. Bases 1 to 3615 code for a protein of 1204 amino acids. The record is from RefSeq and is a predicted model, not a curated record.